CACUGAGCCGUCAGGGGACGCCAUGUUUAUACUGUCGGUGGUGUGGUGCGGGUAUAUGUGUGUCCAUUAUUUUCAAGUAAUAACGUUUAAUUAUUUAUUUACAUAGUACAGCGCGAUACAAUGUGUCCUGUGCGUGAAGUGUAUUCCGAUUAAUAGUAUGUAAAAUUCGUGCGCAUUGAUGGUGUACCAAAAAAUCGUAUAGACGCGAACAGUCUAUAACUUACGAACCUUCGUUCUUCGAAGUUCUUUUGCUACCUCGUAAAUUGUUUACAAGUUGUUCAAGCUGCUUUACGACUAAGCAGGGCUUUCAGAACGUGCUAUUUGCGUUAGGGAUACAAUUUCCUUUUCAGGAAUCUUCCGCGACCUUUGGAUGGACGUAAUGCAUCUUUGUUACAAAAAUUUGUGUCUUUUAUAACCUGACAACACGUUGAAGUUCCUUUCUUUAUCAUGUCAUUGUACCUUUGACAAAGUAUUCAAAGAGAUUUGAAGUAAAUUUAAUGAGUUACAAAAUGUGGUCAUCACAAGGUACUAAUUCAAAUUCAAAGUCUUCUUCAAAUGAAGGUAAUCUACGCACAUUGGGCAUGACAUCUGCUAUCAGUAUAGCGGAACCAAAGCCCAGUGAUCUUAAUAGGACAAAUGAAUUGAAAGAAGCAUUAAAACCUUAUAAUGUGUUUGAAUCAGAAGAAGAGUUAAAUCACAGAAUGGAAAUUCUAAGCAAAUUAAAUGCACUGGUGAAGCAAUGGAUAAGGGACACAAGUAUUGCCAGAAACAUGCCAUCCAAUGUUGCUGAAAAAGUUGGUGGUAAAAUAUAUACUUUUGGUUCAUAUAGGUUAGGGGUACAUCACAAAGGUGCUGAUAUAGAUGCACUAUGUGUUGUACCACGUCACAUCUAUAGGUCGGACUAUUUUACAUCCUUCUUUGAAUUACUGAAAAUGCAAGAAGAAGUUACCGAUUUAAGGGCAGUGGAAGAGGCAUUUGUACCAGUCAUCAAAAUGAACUUUGAUGGUAUAGAAAUUGAUAUGUUAUUUGCAAAGUUAGCACUUAAAGAAAUUCCUGAUUCAAUGGACCUUAAGGAUGAUAUGCUUUUGAAAAACCUCGAUCAGAAGUGUGUCAGAAGUCUCAAUGGUUGCAGAGUGACAGAUGAGAUAUUGCGUUUAGUACCUAAUAUAGAAAAUUUUAGGUUGGCACUUAGGGCUAUUAAAUUGUGGGCAAAACGACAUGGCAUAUAUAGCAAUGUGUUAGGAUAUCUAGGAGGGGUAUCUUGGGCAAUGUUGGUCGCAAGAACAUGUCAACUCUAUCCAAAUGCUGUUGCUGCAACAUUAAUAGAAAAAUUUUUCCUUGUAUUUUCCCAGUGGAAAUGGCCACAGCCAGUUCUUUUAAAACCACCAGACAAUGUUAAUUUGGGUUUUCCAGUUUGGGAUCCAAGAGUAAAUAUAUCGGAUAGAUAUCACUUGAUGCCAAUUAUUACUCCUGCAUAUCCUCAACAAAAUUCAACGUUUAAUGUAUCAGUUUCAACAAGAACUAUUAUGCAAGAAGCUUUUGAAACAGGACUCUCAAUAACAGAAGAGAUUAUCAUGGGAAAAGCAACGUGGGACAAGUUAUUUGAACCUCCAAAUUUUUUUGGGAAAUAUAAACAUUACAUUGUAUUAUUGGCUAGAAGUUUAACAGCAGAGGAUCAACUUGAAUGGUGCGGCCUUGUCAAGUCAAAACUACGACAUUUGAUAGGUACACUGGAAAGGAAUCUACACAUUACAUUGGCACAUGUAAACCCAGAGGCAUUUCCACCGUUAGAACCAGAACCGGAGGGGCACUGCUCCAUGUGGUUUAUUGGCUUACUCUUUGCUAAAAGCGAAAACUUAAAUAUUGAUCUGACGUAUGAUAUAAAAUCAUUUGUCGAUUCAAUUCAGAGACAAGCAGAACAGUUGAACAUGUUGAAGGAAGGCAUGUGGAUAGAAGCGAAGCAUGUAAAGAAGAAGGAUCUACACAAUUAUGUUGCUCCCAGUUUGAUCAAACGAGAGAGAAAGGUUUCUAGCAGUGUACAUAAAAAUGGAAACAUUGCUGGUAAUGGAAACACUGGCAGUAUCUCGCCGCGAAACCCAGGAGAUGCAGCGAAUAAGAAGAGACAAUCGGAUUCGAACCCGGAUACGUGCUCGAAAAAGCGGAAGGUUAAUGAUGGCGAACAACCAGUUACACAGGGAGAAGAUGGAUCGUUAGUGGUUCAGUCUUGCGGAGAAGAUAGCAAUUCCGGAUUUAGCUUGGAUGAAUAUAAACAAACGUUGACAACUGUUAAGGAUGUAAGACAUUGUACAUAUAAUGAACAAUAAUCAGCGUAGAAAAGAAUUAGGAUGGGCCUACUGGUGCAUCUACAGUAGCGCAGGAGGGAUAUGUUUGCACUUGACCACUGCGGGAUUACUACCUCAAGUCGAUCGACAGAUGCUCCACUGGGCCAUCUAGACUGUAAUCACAUCUUACGCAACCAUCCACUGCCCACUGUAAGUCCCCCGUUUCGUAACAAAAAAAAAGCAACGUGAUGCGUUGGAGAGAGCUACUCGUUGGAAUCAAUCGGUGCACGGCUGUGUGACAGACGCUCUGAUUUUACUAUUACUAAACAACAUCAACAGUCAAUGGGAACAAUUACGCCACGAGUUUACGAUUGUGCCAGUGUCUGUGAUGUUAUUUUUUAUUAUGAGCCACGCAGCCGAAAUUUGGGUAUUCUUAACGAGAUGAUUACAAGUAAUACAAAACUUAAGAAAUCCAUCAUUAUCUAUAAGAUUAAUAAUUUUAGUUUUAUAUUUCAUUUUGUACAUAUCGCUUAUAUGAUAAGUUUUACUCGUGAAAUUAUGAAAAAAGAAAAGAAAAGAAGAAGAAAGGCGCGGAAACGGGCCUGAUAAAUAAUGCCGUCGUAUUGUUAUAUGAGAAUAA
This is a messenger RNA of Nomia melanderi (Alkali bee), 2922 nucleotides long. It is a transcript of the gene hrg, whose product is annotated as poly(A) polymerase hiiragi. Lineage: Eukaryota; Metazoa; Arthropoda; Insecta; Hymenoptera; Halictidae. Gene Ontology annotation, biological process: RNA 3'-end processing. Gene Ontology annotation, cellular component: nucleus. The record is from RefSeq and is a predicted model, not a curated record. Gene Ontology annotation, molecular function: poly(A) RNA polymerase activity; RNA binding.